This is a messenger RNA of Lingula anatina, 1053 nucleotides long. RefSeq names its product acyl-coenzyme A amino acid N-acyltransferase 1-like. Gene Ontology annotation, biological process: acyl-CoA metabolic process; fatty acid metabolic process. The record is from RefSeq and is a predicted model, not a curated record. NCBI's taxonomy places the organism in Eukaryota, Metazoa, Brachiopoda, Lingulata, Lingulida, Lingulidae. Gene Ontology annotation, molecular function: fatty acyl-CoA hydrolase activity.
AUCUCACUGGAUAUCGCGAGAUAGAGGGUUGCCAGUUUGUAAAAAGCUCUGAAUACAAUAAACCGAACUUAUAAGACAAAACCUUUGACUAUAGUACUGAAUGUCGGAACAGAUUAAUUUACCAUUGGAAAAGGACAUAUUCAGCUUAACAGUGUGUACACAAAUGCAACUCCCAAAGCUUUCUUAUCAUCAUGCAAGCACAUGAUGGAUGUGCCAAAGAUUCAUGCAGUGCCUGGCAGGGUUUUGAUGGACGAGAAGGUUGAACUUCAAAUCGAAGGUCUGAAGCCUGGUGCUGCUGUCACAGCGAAGUCAUUCCUGGAGGAGAAGGGGAUGAAGUUUGGAGCUUAUGCAAAUUUUAUUGCCAACAGUAAUGGAGAAGUGAACACUGCCACAUCGCCAUCUCUUGGUGGAUCAUACACAGGGACAGAUGCAAUGGGAUUAUAUUGGAGUAUGGUACCAGAGCCUGGUCAACGAGAUGGAUUGAGACUGAUGAAGAAGAAUGUUACAACACCCUACAAUGUACAAAUAUCAUUGCUCAGUGGGCACAUUGACCCAUACUCUCCCAACAACAAUGUUCAGGUCCCAGUAGCUGAGACUAAUGUUGAAAGACUUUAUAUGGCUGAUAAUGUGGAAAGAAUACCAGUUAGAGAAGGAGCUUUACGCGGAAUGCUCUUUGUGCCAAAAGGCCCUGGUACUUUCCCAGGUGUGAUGGACCUGUUUGGAUCAGGAGGUGGCUUGAUAGAACACAGAGCUGCACUGCUGGCAUCAAGGGGAUUUGUUGUGUUAGCAUUGGCAUACUUUGCCUAUGAAGAUUUACCAGAUGAUUUUUUAGACGUGGACUUGGCAUAUUUCAAGGAAGGUGCAGAAUGGCUGAGUCACCAUCCAAGUGUGACUCCAGGUGGUAUUGGAGUGAUUGGAACAUCUAAAGGUGCACAAAUUGCUCUGCUCAUGGGAGUGCACUUUCCUCAGGUAUGUAUGUCACAGCCAAGAUUGAAAUCUAGGCAGAUUUUAAAUCUGCCUAGUCAGGAUUUUAAAUUGUCUAGCCCAGAUUGA